GGGUAUCGGCAGUGUGUCCACAGUGGCACAUCAAAUAUCAGCGCUCACGCUGCCUCGUGCAGGACGGGAGGCUGGGUCAGAGCUCUGCGGGCACCCCAGCCAACAAUCUGUGUUCAGGGGUCUCGGCGCCGGCUCCUCUCCCCUCCCCCCGUCAGCUGGGCAGGGCUGGGCUCCACACUGCAGCAGCGCCGCUCUGAGUGCGCAAGUGUGCCGGUGCCUGUCAGCCGAACACCCGAGCGCAGGUGAAGACGGUGCUCCGCAGUGCCUGCUGUGGCCCAGAGAAAAUUUGAAGCAUGUUUCUGUUUGGAGGGAUCUCUGCUCGCAUACAGAAGGACAGGCUGAAGGCUGAAGGGAUGGGAUCCAACGACAGGGCUCUAAAAUUCCAGAACCAGGACUACGACGCCCUGAAGCAGGAAUGCAUCGAGAGUGGCUGCCUGUUUGAGGACCCCCUAUUCCCUGCUGAACCCCCUUCACUGGGGUUCAAGGAGCUGGCACCCCACUCCUCCAAAACUCGGGGUGUUGAGUGGAUGCGCCCCACGGAGCUGACAGCGAAUCCUCAGUUCAUUGUUGGAGGUGCUACAAGGACCGAUAUCUGCCAGGGAGCCUUGGGUGACUGCUGGCUCCUGGCUGCCAUUGCCUCUCUCACCCUCAAUGAGAAGCUGCUGCACAGAGUGGUCCCACACGGCCAGAGCUUCCAAGAGGACUAUGCAGGGAUUUUCCAUUUCCAGUUCUGGCAGUUCGGGGAGUGGGUGGACAUCGUGGUUGAUGACAGGCUCCCGGUGAAAGAUGGGGAGCUGCUCUUUGUCCACUCUGCGGAAGGCAAUGAGUUCUGGAGCGCCCUGGUGGAAAAAGCCUAUGCCAAGCUGAACGGCUCUUAUGAGGCUCUGUCAGGAGGCAGCACCACUGAGGGCUUUGAGGACUUUACCGGGGGCGUGUCGGAGAUGUACGAGCUGCGCAAGGCCCCCAGAGACCUCUAUAGGAUCAUCAGUAAAGCCCUGGAGAGGGGCUCCCUGCUGGGCUGCUCCAUUGACAUCACCAGUGCCUUUGACAUGGAGGCAGUGACAUUCAAAAAGCUGGUGAAGGGUCACGCUUACUCUGUGACGGGGCUGAGAGAGGUAGACUACCGAGGUCGCAGUGAGAGGCUGAUCCGGAUCCGGAACCCAUGGGGUCAGGUGGAGUGGACUGGAGCCUGGAGCGACAAUUCUUCAGAGUGGAAUGAAAUCGACCCCUCUGAGAGAGAUGAUAUGCAUUUAAAAAUGGAAGAUGGUGAGUUUUGGAUGGCAUUCCAGGAGUUCCUGCGCCAGUUCUCCCGCCUGGAGAUCUGCAACCUCACGCCCGACGCCCUGAGCGAGGACGCUCUCAGCUUCUGGAACACCAUCAAGUUUGAAGGCAGCUGGAGGCGGGGCAGCACUGCGGGGGGCUGCAGGAACCACCCCAACACCUUCUGGAUCAACCCCCAAUACAAGAUCACUCUGCUGGAGGAGGACGAUGACCCCGAGGAUGACGAAAUGGCCUGCAGUUUUCUGGUGGCUCUGAUUCAGAAGGACAGGCGGCUGUACAGGAAACAAGGCCAGGACAUGCACACCAUCGGCUUCGCCAUCUACGAGGUUCCAGAAGAGUACAAGGGCUGCCAGAACGUGCACCUUAAGAAGGACUUCUUCCUGAGGCACCAGUCCUGCGCUCGCUCCGAGACCUUCAUCAACCUGCGCGAGGUCAGCUCCCGCCUGCGCCUGCCCCCGGGGGAGUACCUCAUCGUGCCCUCCACUUUCGAGCCCAGCAAGGAGGCUGACUUUGUGCUCAGAGUCUUCACGGAGAAGCAGUCUGAGACACAAGAGCUUGAUGAAGAAGUAUCAGCAGAACUUGAAGAGGUGGAGGAGAUAUCGGAAGAUGAUAUUGACGAAUCUUUCAAGUCUAUGUUUGCACAGCUGGCUGGUGAGGACAUGGAGAUCUCUGUCCGUGAACUCCAGACCAUCCUCAACAGAGUGGUGUGCAGGCACAAGGACUUAAAGACAGAUGGCUUCAGCAUGGAGUCCUGCAGAAGCAUGGUGAACCUCAUGGAUAAGGACGGAAGUGCACGCCUGGGCCUGGUGGAGUUUCAGAUUCUGUGGAACAAGAUCAGGAAGUGGCUGGGCAUCUUCAGACAAUAUGACCUUGACAAAUCUGGAACCAUGAGCUCCUAUGAGAUGCGUCUGGCUCUUGAACCAGCAGGCUUCAAACUCAACAACAAGCUGAACCAGGUUCUCGUGGCUCGAUAUGCUGACAAUGAGACCAUUGACUUUGACAAUUUUAUCUGCUGCCUGGUCAAGCUGGAAGCCAUGUUCAGAGCCUUCCAGGACCUGGACAGAGAGGGGACAGGCGUGGCUGAGCUGAAUCUCACAGAGUGGCUGUUCAUGACCAUGUGUGGUUGAAGACACCCUGUGUCUCCCAGAAGAGCUGCAGUAUAAGGGCCAGUGCAUCCUUCCUGCAAGUGCCUCCCCCAUGAAGCAUUGCACCCAACACCUUUUUACAACUCCUCCAUCCCUCUACUAACCCAAAGAUACCUGCCUGUUUAUUCGUUGAAGUGGCCUGAGUUGGGCAGGAGCUUCUGUUGUAUAGCCACAGUUCGGAGCACGUCUGCUGUUCUCUCUCAGCCUGCUGUACGAGUUAUUUUCAUAUCAUAACUAUGCAACCGUCCAAAACAUUGGUCUAGAAAGGUUCAGUCACAGUGCAGAAUAUACUGAAACCGUGAGGUCCUGUACAAGUCAAGCCCUCAAGCCUCUGCAUUUCUGUACAUAGUGUUGCCGAGUCACAUAAUGCUCUCACUCCAAUUUGCAGAGCACAAGACACAGUUUAAGACUACAGGAACUUACAAUUAAGACACUUGAUUUAAAGUAUAUUGCCCUUAGUUGGAAAGGUUAUUAACUACUUGAUAUUUAUAGCUUGUCUAUAAAAACAAGAAAAGGGGUCCAGUAGAGCAGCUCUUGAACGAAAGGAAAAGAGAAGGGUGUUCUGUGUAGGACUGGCUGUGGCUGUUUGCUAUAGUUAUUAUAUCUAGAAUUGUCACAUGCCAGCAGAGAUACUGUUGAUCACAGCCCUCGAUGAAAGACCUUUGACAAAAUGACAGAACUGUCUUAACAAUUUGCUGGCGAUUUUGCUUAAACAAGACUGAUUUUCAGCCUUCAUAUAGAGAAAAGGCAGCUGCAUGCUUCAAAGACAAACUGUGACUGUCUUGUAGAAACUAAUCUAAUAAAAUAUAGUAGAUUAUGAAUCUGUUUAAAACUUGGCAAGGUAUAUAAAUUGAUUAUGUAUAACAUUAUACAUAAUAUAUAAUGAUUAUUAUUAACAAAUUAUUAAUCAUAAUAUUGAUUAUUGGAAUUAAUGAGGUACAGGAAUGGAAAAAGGUUCAUUCAUGUGUAUUGAUAAAAUUGGCAAGUAAAAUUGAUUUAACCCAGUUCAGCAAUUUUUAGUCUUCUCUCACCACUAUUAAAGUGCACCAGUGCACAAUGAUAUGCAAUACUAAAGCCAUAUAUCCAAUAUAUGCAACACAAGUCAUGGAGUAUAAAUUUUGGUUUGUUAACAUUUUUGUAUGAUUUUAUAGGCAAUUAAAUUAUAUGUUGUUGCUCGAUCAGGA
Lepisosteus oculatus (spotted gar) is the source of this 3610-nucleotide messenger RNA. Its product is annotated as calpain-1 catalytic subunit-like. Gene Ontology annotation, molecular function: calcium-dependent cysteine-type endopeptidase activity; calcium ion binding. Gene Ontology annotation, cellular component: cytoplasm. Gene Ontology annotation, biological process: proteolysis. The record is from RefSeq and is a predicted model, not a curated record. Lineage: Eukaryota; Metazoa; Chordata; Actinopteri; Semionotiformes; Lepisosteidae.